Messenger RNA from Emiliania huxleyi CCMP1516, 1146 nucleotides. RefSeq lists its product as hypothetical. The coding region runs from base 1 to 1146 and encodes 381 amino acids. The transcript has a single exon. NCBI's taxonomy places the organism in Eukaryota, Haptophyta, Isochrysidales, Noelaerhabdaceae. The record is from RefSeq and is a predicted model, not a curated record.
AUGUGCAUCAUGGACACCGACACGGGUGUCGACGGCGUCCUGCAAGAGUCUGGGGAGUUCUGCGGCACGAUAGGCGACUACCACCACGGCAAGAAGCCCCCCGAGAGCCGCUACUUCUACGAUUACAUCUGCGACAACAUCGACGCGGAAGAGUACGUGGAGAUCACGCGGGAAGAGUGCGUGACGAUCAAGGGGCUGGCCGAGGGCACGGGGCCCGACAACCCGAGGCUCUGGGACGAUGUGUGGAUGACGCCCGCCGCCCAGAACUCGUGUGCCGACUACGACAAGUGCCCCGCAUCUGGCACGUCGGGCUACUGUCGGGGUCCGGGCGAUAAGAUGUGCGACAUCAUCAAGUGCCCGGGCCAGACAUCGACCAAAGCGGGCGCCGGGCUCUACUCGUCCUCUUCCAGGCUCACCUCGCGCCUGAGGGGCAAGCCGUUCCGCUACACCAUGCCCAAGUUCGUGUGCUUCACAUACCCAGCUGGCAGCUCCUCCUUUACCUUGACGUACACGGUCGGGGGAAACCCGGGGGCGCCGCCGUACUAUGGGCGCAACUUCAUGUUUGGCGGCACGAGCAUCGAGAAGCAGUGCGCCGACCCCCAGGCAGCAUCGCUGCGGAGCAGCACCUGCAAGGACUGUCAGUUUGAGUUCAGCCUUGACGCGGAGGGCCCCUGCCCUCCCCCCGCACCGUCCUCGAGCUGCCCCAUUGUCGGCGAGUCCAUCCUCUCCGAGUCGCUGCCAGCUGGUGUAAAGUGCCUCGACGUGACUUGCUCGGCGGGCCGGCGCCGCCGGCUGCAGAGCGACUCCCCGACGGUCACCCUUACCGUGAUGCUGGAGGCGCCGUCGGCGGCGGCGAUCGAGUCGGUGGAGGCGAGGCUGUCUGAGCUGAUGUCGAGUAUCGCGGCCGCCUCCACCCUCCUCGGCAUUCGCGUCAUCACCCUCCCCGUCUUCCGCCCCGACUACACUGGCCGCCGCAUCACGACCACCGAGUACACGGGCUUGGUGGUCGGCUGCGCCCUGGGGGGUGUUGCGGCCCUCGCGCUGCUAGGGCUGGGCGUGCGGCACGCGCUGCGCAGGGCGCAGGUCCGCCCCGCGGUCCAAAAGCGCCCCGCCGAGCUCGAGGCCGCCCAGCAAAGCUGGGAGUGA